Oncorhynchus masou masou (cherry salmon) is the source of this 2769-nucleotide messenger RNA. RefSeq lists its product as uncharacterized. The record is from RefSeq and is a predicted model, not a curated record. The coding region runs from base 1 to 2769 and encodes 922 amino acids. Lineage: Eukaryota; Metazoa; Chordata; Actinopteri; Salmoniformes; Salmonidae. The transcript is spliced from 4 exons.
AUGCUCUCACCGUACUACAGCCCCCACAUUACUCCCAAAUACUCUCACCGUACUACAGCCCCCUCAGCUCUCACCGUACUACAGCCCCCUCAGCUCUCACCCCCCCACAUUACUCCCAAAUACUCUCACCGUACUACAGCCCCCUCAGCUCUCACCCCCCCUCAGCUCUCACCGUACUACAGCCCCCACAUUACUCCCCAAUACUCUCACCGUACUACAGCCCCCUCAGCUCUCACUGUACUACAGCCCCCUCAGCUCUCACUGUACUACAGCCCCCUCAGCUCUCACCCCCCCACACUACUCCCCAAUGCUCUCACCGUACUACAGCCCCCUCAGCUCUCACCGUACUACAGCCCCCUCAGCUCUCACAGUCCUACAGCCCCCACAUUACUCCCCAAUGCUCUCACUGUACUACAGCCCCCUCAGCUCUCACCGUACUACAGCCCCCUCAGCUCUCACCAUACUACAGCCCCCUCAGCUCUCACCGUCCAACAGCCCCCACAUUACUCCCAAAUGCUCUCACUGUACUACAGCCCCAACAUUACUCCCAAAUGCUCUCACUGUACUACAGCCCCCACAUUACUUCCCAAUGCUCUCACUGUACUACAGCCCCCUCAGCUCUCACCGUACUACAGCCUCCUCAACUCUCACUGUACUACAGCCCCCACAUUACUUCCCAAUGCUCUCACUGUACUACAGCCCCCACAUUACUCCCAAAUGCUCUCACUGUACUACAGCCCCCACAUUACUUCCCAAUGCUCUCACUGUACUACAGCCCCCUCAGCUCUCACCAUACUACAGCCCCCUCAGCUCUCACCGUACUACAGCCCCCUCAGCUCUCACCAUACUACAGCCCCCUCAGCUCUCACCAUACUACAGCCCCCUCAGCUCUCACCGUACUACAGCCCCCUCAGCUCUCACCGUCCUACAGCCCCCACAUUACUCCCAAAUGCUCUCACUGUACUACAGCCCCCACAUUACUUCCCAAUGCUCUCACUGUACUACAGCCCCCUCAGCUCUCACCGUACUACAGCCCCCUCAGCUCUCACCGUCCUACAGCCCCCACAUUACUCCCAAAUGCUCUCACUGUACUACAGCCCCAACAUUACUCCCAAAUGCUCUCACUGUACUACAGCCCCCACAUUACUUCCCAAUGCUCUCACUGUACUACAGCCCCCACAUUACUCCCCAAUGCUCUCACCGUGCUACAGCCCCCACAUUACUCCCAAAUACUCUCACCGUACUACAGCCCCCUCAGCUCUCACCGUACUACAGCCCCCACAUUACUCCCCAAUACUCUCACCGUACUACAGCCCCCACAUUACUUCCCAAUGCUCUCACUGUACUACAGCCCCAACAUUACUCCCAAAUGCUCUCACUGUACUACAGCCCCCACACUACUCCCCAAUGCUCUCACCGUACUACAGCCCCCUCAGCUCUCACCGUACUACAGCCCCCUCAGCUCUCACAGUCCUACAGCCCCCACAUUACUCCCCAAUGCUCUCACUGUACUACAGCCCCCUCAGCUCUCACCGUACUACAGCCCCCUCAGCUCUCACCGUACUACAGCCCCCUCAGCUCUCACCAUACUACAGCCCCCUCAGCUCUCACCGUACUACAGCCCCCUCAGCUCUCACCAUACUACAGCCCCCUCAGCUCUCACCGUCCAACAGCCCCCACAUUACUCCCAAAUGCUCUCACUGUACUACAGCCCCAACAUUACUCCCAAAUGCUCUCACUGUACUACAGCCCCCACAUUACUUCCCAAUGCUCUCACUGUACUACAGCCCCCUCAGCUCUCACCGUACUCAAGCCUCCUCAGCUCUCACUGUACUACAGCCCCCACAUUACUUCCCAAUGCUCUCACUGUACUACAGCCCCCUCAGCUCUCACCGUACUACAGCCCCCUCAGCUCUCACCGUCCUACAGCCCCCACAUUACUCCCAAAUGCUCUCACUGUACUACAGCCCCCACAUUACUUCCCAAUGCUCUCACUGUACUACAGCCCCCUCAGCUCUCACCGUCCUACAGCCCCCACAUUACUCCCAAAUGCUCUCACUGUACUACAGCCCCAACAUUACUCCCAAAUGCUCUCACUGUACUACAGCCCCCACAUUACUUCCCAAUGCUCUCACUGUACUACAGCCCCCACAUUACUCCCCAAUGCUCUCACCGUGCUACAGCCCCCACAUUACUCCCAAAUACUCUCACCGUACUACAGCCCCCUCAGCUCUCACCGUACUACAGCCCCCACAUUACUCCCCAAUGCUCUCACUGUACUACAGCCCCCACAUUACUCCCCAAUGCUCUCACCGUGCUACAGCCCCCACAUUACUCCCAAAUACUCUCACCGUACUACAGCCCCCUCAGCUCUCACCGUACUACAGCCCCCACAUUACUCCCCAAUGCUCUCACUGUACUACAGCCCCCUCAGCUCUCACCGUCCUACAGCCCCCACAUUACUUCCCAAUGCUCUCACUGUACUACAGCCCCCACAUUACUCCCCAAUGCUCUCACCGUGCUACAGCCCCCACAUUACUCCCAAAUACUCUCACCGUACUACAGCCCCCUCAGCUCUCACCGUACUACAGCCCCCACAUUACUCCCCAAUGCUCUCACUGUACUACAGCCCCCUCAGCUCUCACCGUCCUACAGCCCCCACAUUACUUCCCAAUGCUCUCACUGUACUACAGCCCCAACAUUACUCCCAAAUGCUCUCACUGUACUACAGCCCCAACAUUACUCCCAAAUACUCUCACCGUACUAUAG